Messenger RNA from Mytilinidion resinicola, 449 nucleotides. RefSeq lists its product as uncharacterized. Bases 115 to 363 code for a protein of 82 amino acids. The record is from RefSeq and is a predicted model, not a curated record. The transcript has a single exon. NCBI's taxonomy places the organism in Eukaryota, Fungi, Ascomycota, Dothideomycetes, Mytilinidiales, Mytilinidiaceae.
AAUCACCAACAGCACCGACAACAUGCCCAAGGCUCCAUCGUGAUUGAGCCUCAGCCUGUGCCCUGACGGGGGACAAUUUGACGGUGCACGCUGCCCGAAUCGCCGCGCCGAAACAUGCCAAGCUGCCUCCUCCCCCUGAACUCCUCGCCCUCAGCCUGUCUCGCAAUCCUCCGCCACAGGUGCCUUUCCGCCCCUCCCAAAUCUCGCAUUGUACCACUCCAGCGUCGCGCUCGGGAGCCUUCCUGCUUCGGGAGCGCACUGUUUGACCCGCCGCCCUGUGCCCGGGAAAUCAGACAGCUUGGAAACCCGUGGCUCCUCGCCCGGUUUCCGCGAUGCCUGGUGCGGCAGCGCACGUGGCUCUAGAGCAUCUCCUUUGCCAUCCUGAAGCCUGCCAAGAGAUAGGCUGUCAGGCUCGCUCUCCGAGCGUUGAGGAUGCAGAGGCAGCGCGC